UCCCGUCGAUGGUUGUUUAGCAGUAUAUACACACACGGGACCUCUGUAUCUUUGUAAGGUUCCAUGGCGCAGUCACGAGUUACCGAUUUUUUCGCUCAGAGUAAGCGGGCGGCGGAUCCUCAGAGUUCCAAGCGGAGGAAGCUGCAGAUAUUACCGAGUGCUCCACGCACUACUACACGCAGUCGGGCUUCAAAAGCGCAGCAAGCGGUUCCGGAGAUUAUUGACAAUUUACUGCAGCCUCCAAGUAGCGAUACAUUGGGAAAGUUAGAGCAGUUGCUGCAGCCUCCCACAACCCCUGAACGACCAUGCCGCUUGGAAAGUCCUCCAGUGCUGAGCAGGAGCGCCAAGAAGCGGCAGCGACUCGAUUCCGAGACCCCGGAGCUACAAGUCAAGAAAUCCGCCAGAAAAAAGCUUAGGUUGCCCGAGGAGGAGUCUCAUCAGCAGGGGUUCAGCCCAUCCUCAAAAGUAGACUUGAAAUGUCUGACCUCACCAUCCUUGGGGAAGAGUAUGAAAGACCUGGUUAAUGUCACUUUGUCUCCAGUCCUGAAAUCCAAUGGGCUGAAAAGCAACCCAACCACACCGGAGGCCACGGUCCCAACAAAGGAAAAUCUUCUAGAACUAAAAUCUCGGCUUCAGCGGAUUCAGGAAUUGACCCAAAAAGUUAAACUUCCUGCUUCUGAAAGCAAUGUUUCUGUCACAGACCUAAAGGCCAGACUUAAACGUGCAAAGGAAUUAGAAUCAAAGAUCCGGGAGAACAACUCUGCAGAAAAGUCUGAGACUCAGAAUCUUGUGCAGAUAAGUAAAGAUGGCACUAAUGAGAAGGCUCCCGCUUACCAGCGUUUCCAUACUCUUGCCCAGGAUACGCCCCCAGGUUUAUCUUUGCCUUAUAAAUACAAACUUCUGGCAGAAAUGUUCCGCAGCAUGGAUACAAUUGUGAGCAUGCUCUUCAACCGUUCCGAAACAAUAACCUUCUCCAAAGUCAAACAGGGAGUUCAGGACAUGAUGCGGAAGCAAUUUGAGGAGCGUAAUGUUGGGCAGAUCAAGACAGUCUAUCCAACUGCAUAUAGAUUUAGACAGGAAAAGAAUAUUCCAACCUUCAAGGAUGGAGUGAAGAAAACAGAUUAUCAGCUUACUGUUGAACCGCUAGUCAAAGCUGAAGACAAAUUGGAUGGACGUCUGCAACUCACUGUCACUCGCUUGCUGGAGCGAAGACGUACAUUUAACAAGAAUCUCACCAAUAUAGUCAAACACCACCACAAGGUUUUCCUGUCAACACUUAGCCCCCCAAUGGUGGUGCCUGAUGAAAAGUUAACCCGCUGGCACCCACGUUUUAAUGUUGAUGAGGUGCCUGAUGUAGUAUCUGCAGAACUCCCAUUGCCACCCUAUGUUGAAAAAAUAACCACAGCGCAGGAUGUAUUGUCCAAAGCACGGGGCAUGAUGACACCAAAGAUGGAGAAGGCUCUUGCAAACCUGGCAUUAAGAACGGCUGAAAACGGUGUAGUGCAACAAACGCCUGUGGAGCCAGCCAAACCAGCACAACCAACUGCACCUUCAAAUGCCCUUAAAGGAGUAUCUCAGUCUCUACUGGAAAGGAUACGGGCUAAAGAAGCACAGAAGCUACAAUCUAUGAUGACUCGGAGACCACAGCAGGAAGAGAGACUACUAAUGAUGUCUAGACUGCCUGAGUUGGCUCGAAUCCUGCGUAAUGUGUUUGUGGCUGAAAAGAAACCAGCCUUGACCAUAGAGGUGACCUGCAACAGGAUGACUGUCAGCUACCGCUCCUCAAUGACAGCUGGGGAAAUGGAAAAACAUCUUGGCUUAUUAUCAGAGCUGCUUCCUGACUGGCUUGGCGUCCAUCCAGUACGCAGUGAUACUUACUACAAACUGAAUAAAUCUAUGGACCUCAAUCUAAUUUUAGAAAGACUUGCCAAAAAGAUGAAGGAAGAAGAAUCUCAGUGACAAUGUCAUUUUAAAACUAAAUUUCUUUUACCAUGACACUUUUUUAUUUUGGUUUUCUUAAGUUGAAUUAAGUGAACAUAACGCUGACAUUGUUCAACACUGGUUUUUUAUUUUUUAAAACAUGGAUAUGCUUGGUUGAAUCUUGGAGGUACAGCUCAAUAUGAAGACCGCAAAAACAAAAGGAUUAAACUUCUGAAUUUAAAAACCAGUGACUUCACGGCUAGUAUGGUCUUUUCACUUUUAUAGUGGACCAGUAUCUGUUACUAUUUGCAAGUUAGAUUAUUAAUGUAAUUCACAAGUUAUUAAUGAAGGUACUUUCACUACAAAAAUUUUUUACACCAUCUUUUUGAAGAGCUUGUGAAUAUUUAACCUUUCUGUCUAGCAUUCUUUUUAAUCAAGCUGAAGAAUAAAGGCAAGAUAACUAGAUUGCCUAAUGUAUUUCAUAAGUGUUUAUAGUUGGGAAUCAGAGUAAAUAAAAUACCUUAACAUCA
Messenger RNA from Bombina bombina (fire-bellied toad), 2450 nucleotides. It is a transcript of the gene CDT1, whose product is annotated as chromatin licensing and DNA replication factor 1. Gene Ontology annotation, biological process: DNA replication preinitiation complex assembly; mitotic cell cycle; regulation of DNA-templated DNA replication initiation. The record is from RefSeq and is a predicted model, not a curated record. The transcript is spliced from 10 exons. Lineage: Eukaryota; Metazoa; Chordata; Amphibia; Anura; Bombinatoridae. Gene Ontology annotation, molecular function: DNA polymerase binding; DNA binding. The coding region runs from base 64 to 1959 and encodes 631 amino acids. Gene Ontology annotation, cellular component: nucleus.